AAAUGUGUUAUGAUGACGUAAAUGUCUGCGCGUGACGCCUGUUUUAGUCACGUGACCCAAGCACACGUGGGUGCACGCACAGACUUCUUCCGGGUUUAGGUUUACUCUCUGCAUAGUGUUUACGCUGCGAUCUUCAGACAUGAACAGCGAAAAUGUCAACUUAUGUGAGAAGAUUGUGUCGCCCUCCUACAUCAGACAGGGCUCAGAGGCGAGACGCAGCCAUGAGCAACUUAUCAGACAACUGCUGGAACAGGGGAAGUGUCCCGAGCAAGGCUGGAGUGAGAGUACCAUUGAACUUUUCCUCAGUGAACUGGCUUUGAUGGACAGCAAUAACUUCCUCUCAAACUGUGGAGUUGGGGAGAGGGAAGGCAGAGUCGCUUCCAGUCUCGUGGCCAGACGACAUUACAGGUUAAUCCAUGGCAUUGGUAGGUCAGGUGACAUUGCUGCGAUUCAACCAAAAGCUGCUGGAUCCAGUCUGCUCAACAAACUGACAAACUCUGUAGUUUUGGACAUUUUAAGACUCACAGGAGUCCGUAGCGUCUCGAGUUGUUUUGUCGUUCCCAUGGCGACAGGGAUGAGUUUGACGUUGUGCUUUUUGGCCCUUCGUCAUCGUAGACCUAAAGCUCGGUACAUAAUCUGGCCACGCAUCGACCAGAAAUCCUGUUUUAAAUCCAUGAUCACCGCUGGGUAUGAACCAGUCGUGGUGGAGAACGUUCUUGAGGGCGAUGAGUUGCGCACAGACCUGGAGGCUGUAGAGGCAAAGAUAGAGGAGCUAGGAGCCGAAAACAUCCUGUGUAUUCACUCAACAACGUCAUGCUUUGCUCCUCGCGUUCCUGACAGACUUGAAGAGCUUGCAUCUUUGUGCUCCAAACAUGAUAUACCCCACGUUGUCAAUAACGCUUAUGGAGUACAGUCAUCAAAGUGCAUGCAUCUUAUUCAACAGGGUUCACGAGUUGGAAGAAUAGAUGCUUUUGUACAGAGCUUGGACAAGAACUUCAUGGUUCCAGUAGGUGGCGCCAUAAUUGCAGGCUUUGACGAGGCUUUUAUUCAGGAGAUAAGCAAAAUGUAUCCAGGUCGUGCAUCUGCCUCUCCUUCUCUGGACGUCCUCAUUACCCUUCUCACUUUAGGAGCCAGCGGCUACAAGAAACUGCUCUCGGAGAGGAAGGAGAUGUAUUCAGUUCUGGCCCAGGAGCUCAAAAAUCUGGCCUCUGCCCACGGAGAGAGGCUCCUACACACCCCACACAACCCCAUUUCACUGGCAAUGUCUCUGAGUGGACUCCAAGGAGACGAUGACAAAGCAGUGACACAGCUCGGAUCCAUGUUGUUCACGCGCCAAGUGUCUGGAGCAAGGGUCAUACCUCUGGGAAAGGAGCAGACCAUAUCAGGGCACACUUUCCGCGGCUUCAUGUCCCACUCUGAGGCGUACCCCUGCCCCUACCUCAACGCAGCCUCCGCCGUGGGCAUCACCCGGGACGACGUAACUCUGUGCAUCAAGAGACUGGACAAGUGCCUCAAGACCCUGAAGAAAGACGUGGCUAGAAGUGGUCCCCCCGAGCCAAAACUGGACCAGGGGGACUGUGCAACGAAAGAGUAACAAAAACCCAUUCAAAAUUCACAGAUCAAGCAAGAUAUUUUAGCAACUGAUAGAUGAAUCAUAAACAUAAGUGUCAGUGUUUGGAACUAGAAUACAGGAUUAAGUUAUCGCCAUAGAACCAGCUAAAAUGUGCAGUUUUUAGGUAGAGAUAUAAAAUGUUUUAGACGCCUAAAUUACAGAGUUAGCAUGUUUGUUUGGAAAGACAAUCAAUAGCUAUUAGCAGAGGAAACUUUACUUCUUAAAUAAUUCCGGCCUUUGGGAUUUGCUAAUUGUUAUCAUUUAAGAUUAAUAACUUGAUUUGUAGCCAAAAUGUCAGUAGAAAAGAAAGUAAAAACAAAGAGUUGUGCCUUGAUGACCAUGUGAACUCUACAAAACAAAAUUUUUAUGGUCAUAUUAUGUUUUGCAGUUAUGAGGGUAUAGAUUGGUUUUCCCAUCGAACAGUUUACCUGAUGUAGCGCACAAAACAAUACACGCACACUGUACAUUACAUUCUUUUGUGUAUUAAAUAGGUAAUGUUAUCUAAUUGCUGCAAAUUGCUUGUAAAAGGUUUUCCAUUUGUGUACAUAAAUAAUUUAAACUGUAUAACUGUUCUUUAAGUGUGCAAUGUGCCAUGUGCAAGUGCAUUUCCAGGAAUAAUUUGAUUGGACUUUUCAUUUAUUAAAAAUGAAAAGUAAUGGUUUAAAAUGCUGUGUUCUGCUGCAUAUUGUAACACGAUCUAAAUGUUAUACACAUUAAAUCCAAUCUAAGCAGCGUGUACUGAGC
This is a messenger RNA of Boleophthalmus pectinirostris (great blue-spotted mudskipper), 2356 nucleotides long. RefSeq names its product Sep (O-phosphoserine) tRNA:Sec (selenocysteine) tRNA synthase (gene sepsecs). The record is from RefSeq and is a predicted model, not a curated record. NCBI's taxonomy places the organism in Eukaryota, Metazoa, Chordata, Actinopteri, Gobiiformes, Gobiidae. Gene Ontology annotation, molecular function: O-phosphoseryl-tRNA(Sec) selenium transferase activity; tRNA binding. The transcript is spliced from 12 exons. Gene Ontology annotation, biological process: conversion of seryl-tRNAsec to selenocys-tRNAsec; selenocysteine incorporation. The coding region runs from base 140 to 1594 and encodes 484 amino acids.